UAACCUAAUGACUAUUGGGUGGUAACCUGUCCGGUGUAUAGCAACUUCCUUUUCCGGUUAAUAACAUUACAAUUAAGAUGGCCGAAGACCCGAACAAGAAGAAGCGUACUUUUAGGAAAUACACAUUUCGAGGUGUAGACCUCGAUCAACUCCUGGACAUGAAAAGCGAGCAGCUGACAGAGCUGUUCUCUUGCCGAGUGCGCCGCAAGUUCCAGCGAGGUCUUAAGAGGAAGCCACUGGCACUGAUCAAGAGACUCAGGAAGGCAAAGAAAGAUGCACCUCCACUUGAAAAACCAGAAGUAAUCAAGACCCAUUUAAGAAACAUGGUGAUCAUUCCUGAAAUGAUUGGCAGCAUGGUCGGUGUUUACAACGGCAAGUCCUUUAACCAGGUUGAAAUCAAGCCCGAGAUGAUUGGCCACUACCUUGGAGAGUUCAGCAUCACCUACAAACCUGUGAAGCACGGUCGUCCUGGUAUUGGUGCCACCCACUCGUCCAGAUUCAUCCCUCUCAAGUAGACGGAUUGUAGUGUCUUGUACGAGUGUGUAAAUAAAGAGAAAAAACACA
Molecule: messenger RNA, 564 nt
Organism: Dreissena polymorpha
Lineage: Eukaryota; Metazoa; Mollusca; Bivalvia; Myida; Dreissenidae
Product: 40S ribosomal protein S15-like
Exons: 5
Coding region: 78-515 (145 amino acids)
Biological process (GO): ribosomal small subunit assembly; translation
Cellular component (GO): ribosome; cytosolic small ribosomal subunit
Molecular function (GO): structural constituent of ribosome; RNA binding
Source: RefSeq, a predicted model, not a curated record